AUGGUCUUCGGGCACCCUCGGGUGCUGGCACAGCUCACGGCGGGAGGCACACAGCUCCCUGGACACUGGAAUCCACACCCAUCAGUCCACGUGCAGUGCCCACUCCAUCACGACGGGUCGCAGUACCACGACUCGCCAGAGAAGCGGUGCAGGCUGAGGCCUGUAGAUUUGAUUCUCAGACACCUGACUGUGGCCAACUGCUUGGUCAUCCUCUCUAGAGGCAUGACAAAGAUCAUGGAAAUGCUUCACUGGCAACAUCUCAACGACAACUCUGCGUGCAUAAUUGUUUUCUGCAUGGUGUUCAUCCUGUAUAAGCACAGGAAGCAGGUCCAACACAUUCACAGGAACCAUCACUCCCCACGACCCUCUGCUGAGACCAGAGCCGCCCAAAGCAUCCUCAUCGUGGUGAGCACCUUUGUACUGUGUUAUGCCCUUUCCUCCAUCAUUUUUGUCUACAUAGCUGUCUUUGAUAGGCCCAGUUCAUGGCUGCUGAACACCGCUGCAAUUAUUACUUCGUGUUUUCCCACGAUUAGCCCCUUUGUUCUCCUGUGGCGUGAGCGAAAUGGCCAUUGCCUGUUAUAUCUUAUGGAAUUCAGAUGUAGGGACUUGGGCCUUGUUGGAUACCUCAUUGGCUGCAUACUCACCUUGAAUGUGCUGGAACUUGAUAUGGGUACUGGCUAA
Molecule: messenger RNA, 681 nt
Organism: Ochotona curzoniae (black-lipped pika)
Lineage: Eukaryota; Metazoa; Chordata; Mammalia; Lagomorpha; Ochotonidae
Product: vomeronasal type-1 receptor 90-like
Exons: 4
Coding region: 1-681 (226 amino acids)
Biological process (GO): G protein-coupled receptor signaling pathway
Cellular component (GO): membrane
Molecular function (GO): pheromone receptor activity
Source: RefSeq, a predicted model, not a curated record